Diaporthe citri is the source of this 711-nucleotide messenger RNA. RefSeq lists its product as uncharacterized. The transcript is spliced from 2 exons. Gene Ontology annotation, molecular function: oxidoreductase activity. The record is from RefSeq and is a predicted model, not a curated record. Lineage: Eukaryota; Fungi; Ascomycota; Sordariomycetes; Diaporthales; Diaporthaceae. Bases 1 to 711 code for a protein of 236 amino acids.
AUGCGAGCACACGAGAUUCUCUUGCAGACCGAGUGCAACUACACGGGUGCGCAGCCAUACUGGGACGAGUUGUCAACCACCGAGGCCAUCGCUGCCGGAAUUGCUUUCAAUGAGUCCGCAUUGUUUGAUCCUGAUACCGGAUUUGGUGGCACUGGCACCGGUGAUGACCUUUGUGUGACAGAUGGUCCGUUUGCCAAUCUGACCCUGCACAUGAACCGCACGAGCAACUACGCCGAUUACUGCCUCAGCCGAGAUUUUAGUCCGACAUCCAUCCAGAAUGGCAAUAGCACAUAUGUCGAUGCAUGCUUCGCAUCUUCCAAUUACUCUGAAGCCUGGCAAUGCUACAAGUCCAAGCCCCACAUCGCUGGCCAUGCAGCCAUAGGCGGAACGAUGCUGGAUGGAUCGGGGAGCCCUGGAGAUCCACUGUUCUUCCUGCACCAUACCAACCCUGAUCGACUCUGGUGGGAAUGGCAGCAAGUCAACCUUGCAGCUCGAUCGACAGAUAUGACUGGCCGCAAUGUGCCUCUGGCAAACUUUCUUCUGACGAAUGAGGUUCCGUAUCCCAGCGCCGCCGUCCUGGACUAUGAUGGAGACCCGGGCAACACGACAACUCUGAAUCACACACUUUGGAUGGUUGGGAUCAUCCCGAACGCUACGAUUGCAGAUGUGAUGGACUUUGGUGGAGAUCUCAUUUGCGCUGAGUAUGUUUGA